ACGUCAUCGCGCCUUACGUCAACUCUAAAAAAAAACGAAGUGGGAUUUCUCUCCACCAGGCGUACACUCUCCCUGUUUUACGUAUUGUAAUACGAUUUUUUUUGUACAUUUAUCCGCUUGGCCUACGUCGUACAAACCAAACACACACGUUACUGCCGUCACGGAACAUGGCCAUCGAAUGUGACCUGGCCCGGGGGACGAAAACCGACGCUUCUCUCUGAGCUAAGCUAACGUUCUUGCGUCUAUAAGCAAACUCGCUAGCCUAGGAGGUAGCGUUAGCAUCGUUAGCUUUUUUGCAACGAAGCUACAUUGCUAGGCGGUAGCCUUGCCAAGCUAGCGCGCUAAUAAGUGACUUGGUUUAUCAAAAGGUAAACAACAGAGCUUUUCCAGAGUACGGGAUCGGCGAUCGCGUCCCUCGGGGCCCAAUGGCGCCACACGCGCACGAAUUCGGCUCCUAAAUUCGCGCGGUGAAGUGCGGGGGUAAAAACGGGGGCUCGCACAGACAGCCCCGUCCGUCGGCGACGAUCAACAAUACAAAUCUCGGAUCCCCGCCGGUGAGGCCAAGCCAGCUAACGCCAGCUAGCUCCCCGCCAGCGGAGGGUGGCUGCGAGGGGCUGGUUGAACCGCCCGCCUGAACCUCCACCCGACCCCGGUCUGGAGGUUUGCUACCCGCCACCCGACCCCGGUCUGGAGGUCUGCUACACGCCGCCCAGCCCUCAACCCGACCCCGGUCUGAUCAGUCUGCUGCACACCGCUCAGCCCUCCUACAGGACUCUGAUGCUGUGAUCCCGGACACGCCCGUGUGACACAGAUUCCCCUUUCUGUCUUGAGUUACAUCCAACUGGAGCGGCCAUUCUCCCACCAUCCCAACACUGGAUUCCACUCGCUCACUACGGCCUGCCACGCCCAUCCGUCGCCUCGCCCGCUCCUGAACCAUGUGAGGGCCCUUCGCUCCACUCUGAGGGGAUCCCAGGACCAUCCUGCAUAAGCCCCCCCCCCCCACCGUGCAGGGGCUAGAGACACCCUGAUCCCGAGAAAGUGGUCGCCCCCUGUCCCCCCCACCCCACCCCACCCCUCUUUCCACACCUAUACGUUCUUGAUCUCCUUCCCUGGGGAGACACGCAAUGAUGUUCCGUGACCAGGUGGGCAUCCUGACGGACUGGUUUAAGGGCUGGAACGAAUGUGAACAGACAGUGGCACUGUUGUCCCUCCUGAAGAGGGCAACGCGCACCCAGGCCCGCUUCUUGCACAUCUGCCUGGAGCACUGGCUGGCGGACUGCUCCGAGAUCCAUAUACUAGAGGCCGAGGCCAACAAUGCAGCCAUCGUCAACCAAUGGCACCAGGAGCCUAAGGAGAAGGUGGUGGCCCUGCUGCUGUCCCACCUGCCCCUGCUGCAGCCGCGCAACAGCGAGGCAAAAUGUGAGUACAUGAAUCUGCUGCAGAAGGUGCUGAGUCACACCAUCGAGAGCAGCCUCUUCGUGGAGGAGAGCCGGCAGCUGCUCUCCUACGCCCUGAUCCACCCCGCCACCACCCUGGACGACCGCACCUCCCUGGCCAUGUGGCUCAACCACCUGGAGGAGCACCUCUCCAGCGGCUACGCCCCCUCCUCCAGAGCACCCUCCAGCCCCUACCACCCGCGGCAGGGCUCGGACGAGUGGCCCAGCUCCGCGGACGCCAUGGACCCCGGCCACGCCUGGCACGACCAGUCGCCCUCCUCCAGCACCUCGCCCGCCGGCCAGAACGGACACAUGCCCUUCCCUGGGUGUAUGGUGUCGAACAGCAAUAACACAGGCCUGGGCCAGAUGCUGCCGAGCCCCCUGAAGAAGCCCAUGUCCCUUCUCCCCUGUGGGCCCCAGGCCUGUGGCUCCGAGUGGUCCAGCCAGGACGACACAGGGCUGCGGCAGGCCUUCGGGCCCUCGGACCACGCCCCGCUCUCCCCCCAGAGCAGCGUGGCCUCGUCAGGCAGCGAGCAGACAGAGGACCAGGGGUCCGCACGGAACACCUUCCAGGAGGACGGCAGCGGCAUGAAAGAUGUCCCCGCCUGGCUGAAGAGUCUUCGUCUUCACAAAUAUGCAUCGCUGUUCUCCCAGAUGACCUAUGAGGAGAUGAUGAUUCUCACCGAACACCACCUAGAGUCCCAGAAUGUGACCAAAGGGGCACGGCACAAGAUUGCUUUGAGUAUCCAGAAGCUGCGCGAGAGGCAGAGUGUGCUCAAGUCUUUGGAGAAGGACAUCCUGGAGGGAGGGAACCUGCGGAACGCGCUGCAGGAGCUGCAGCAGAUCGUCAUCACUCCCAUCAAGUACUACAGCGUGUCCAGCGCCGCCCUGAUGUCCUCGGACGCCAAGGCGGGGGACAAGGACCUGACGGCGGAGGGCUUCCAGUCCCACAACCCCCCGCCCUGCGACGGCGAGCCCUCGGCCACGCCCAUCUCGGAGGGCGACAUCGCCGGGCAGUUCACGCGCGUCAUGGGGAAAGUUUGCACCCAGCUGCUGGUCUCGAGGCCGGACGAGGAGAACAUCAGCUGCUACCUCCAGCUGAUCGAGAAGUGUCUGACGCACGAGGCGUUCACGGAGACUCAGAGAAAGCGGAUCGUGUCUUGGAAGCAGCAGGUCCUUAAACUGCUCCGCUUGGUCCCUCGGAAGGCCAUGGUGGACAUGCCAGUGUACCGACAGAAGGGUUGGGCGUAUGGCUCCAACUCGCUCCCCACAGCAGGCUCUGUGAGUGGAGGUCUGGCGCGGAGAGGCCAGAGGCAGUUCCAGAUGCCCCCCCCCCGCGGGCUCCCCACCAGCCGCAUGGGCCUGCUAAGCCCGGGUAGCAUCGGGGGGGCGUCCCCUCGCCACGCCCUCACCAACCCUGCCCUUGCCAGCCAGGGGAGACAGAACCUGUGGUUUGCCAACCCCGGGGGGAGCAACAGCAUGCCCAGCCAGAGCCGCAGCUCGGUGCAGCGGACCCACUCGCUGCCUGUGCACACGUCCCCACAAACCAUGCUUCUGUUCCAGCAGCAAGAAUGCCAAGUCCCAGGAGCAGACCUGGAAAUCAAUCCCACUCUGGAGUCACUGUGCCUCAGUAUGACGGAGCAUGCCUUAGGGGAUGGAAUAGACCGAACGUCAACAAUAUGAAAAAACACACGGCAUAACGAAGAAGGAAAAAACACUUAAUUUCAUCUUGAGGCCUGCAGUUCCUCGUUACCCAGCACAAAGAUGUACGCUUCAGAAAAACGAAAGGCAAACCGCUCACUACAAAACGACAAAAAAACUGUAUAUGUUAUGAUAUUUUUGUACUUUAUUAUAUACAACUAAGUUUAUUAUAAAUGGAAUACAGAUGAAUAUUAUAUUGCAGGAGAGAGGGCGAGGCGGGGGAGAGAGAGAGAGGUGGAGCGAGGAUAGGUUAACUGUGGGUACUCUGCCCCAUGUUGUCUGCAGGACUGGGACAUGUUGUGCAGAGGCCCAGUUUGCUGUGCUCUGACAGGAAUUGGUGUAUUGGUGCUGUCUUAAAGUUUUUUUUGCCCCCUAUUCGUUUUCUCUUCCUUUUUCUCCCAGGAAAACAAAAAGAUAAGUGUGUCUCCGAGCAGCCUUGUGUUGGAGCUAGGAAAAAUAACACAUAGCCACAGCCUCUUCACCACUUAGUGUGGAAGUUGGAUCUCCUCCCCCCCAACUAAGAGUCGGGCACUUUCUCACACACACAGACACAGACACACGCGCAAACACACAGACACAGACACACGCGCAAACACACACACACACACACACACACACACACACACACACACACACACACACACACACACACACACACACACACACACACACACACACACACACACACACACACACACACACACACACACACACACACACACACACACACACACACACACACACACACACACACAGUGAGACCGGUAACACAGAUUGCACAUUGAUUUAACGUACUCACCGGGUCAACCUGCUGCCAGGUCGCGGUUCACACACACACUCUGCUAGCCACACCUCUCGCUCUGUCGCCAGCCAACAGUGUCGAUCAAACCUUGGAAAAAAAUCUCCUUUUUGUUUAGUUUUUUUUACUUGUGUUGUAUUUCUGCUACUGCCCCAAAUAAACCUGAGGAUGAGGAUUGAAAAGCAAUUCUAGACGGCCUCCACAUUGUGUGACAGGAGCAGAGGAAAGGGGGCCUGGAGGAACGGAGCUGAUGCUAGUAACGUAACCACAGGUGGGCCCCUUUUCUAACCCCCCCAUCCCCCAGAAACCCCUGCAAACACGGACUCAGCAAAGCCAAAGUUAAGGGCUGUAUGAGGUCCCAACUCUAAACUGGAAGAUAUGACCGGUGAGACACGCCAAGAGGGGUUACCCGUGUCCCGACUAAGGGAAGGUGGCACUUUGAGGAAUACACGCCAGCUUCCACUCAUCUCUAAUAUUCUGUUCCCUGGUAAACAAAUGAUGAUGAAUCUCAUUUUGCGCCGAGGAACCCCUGCGGGCCGAGCCCGGGCUGGGGGGGUCGGCGCUGUCUAGGAAAGGAUUUUCAAUUGAACCAGGCUGAAACGGGGGGGGGGGGGGAGGGAGAGUGUGGAGUUUCAAUUUGCAAUGUAAUGCCUGGUAAAGUAACUCAGUGAUGGCCAUCUCGUGCCCCCGGGCUCCUCCGCGAUUGGCUGGAAGAUGAUAAGGAAGCUCAGGCUUUUGUUAAUGACAGCGACGGCGCCGGCCGCCUUGCCCCCGCUCGGCCUUCUCCUCAAAAUGGCCACUUUGGAGAUUUGAUGACUCAUUUUUGUUUUGAACCCGUGGUGCUCGGAAGAUUCCCCAACGUUCUGUUUGGGUGUUCAUGCCGCCGUCUCAGCCUCCCCCCCCCCCCCCUCUCACAUGAUCCCGUGGUGUCAGUGUUGAACCCAAACUCGUCUUAUACAGCCUCUGUCUUGGAAUGUGGCAGAGUAGGAGGUGCAUGUAUGUGUGUAAUAUGGUCUUAACUUUUUCGGGUUACACCUUGAGUCGCAUCGUAAGGUCAGGGAUUUAACCGUUUGCAUAUUGUUUCCGUCUCCAGAGCCAUAGGAGAUCUGUGUAGUAAACAUGGUCAUUUACAGAUGUCUUUUUUCCACUUGGAUUUUUUACUCUUCCUCGGUAUUGAUACCUUAUUUUUUUUUUUCUAUAACUGCAUGUUUUUGCCACACUAAUACAGCAAGGUUGUAGAGAGAGAGGCACGACCGUCACGGGUGAUCAGUGUCGCCUGCAAAAAACAAAACAAGAAAAAGACGAGCAUCUAUGUUGCAACUAAUGUUUGAUGUUAACGCCGCCUCUGUGUCACUGUUUACAUCUCACUGGACUAAUGCCAGCUUCAUGUGACCUCAUCAAUUAUUCCACUUGUCUCACGUUGUAAUGAAUUAAAAGCACCGAGGCCUUCUCCUCGCAAGAGAGCCGGCCCCGGCUACAGCCUGACGACGCGACGCCUUCUACCCCAGCCAACACCCAACUCCUUCUCCAUUCUGUGUCAUUGCAAAUGGGGCUUAAAUAUUAGACGCGACACAUGUAGGAGGUUACCUUUGUGGUUGUGGAGAAGAAGAAAAGUCAUUUUUCCUGGCCUUGUGAAUAAUCGUUCUGAGUCGUCACACGCUGGCUGAGACACACAGCCACCCCGCUCCCCUCCCCUCCCCCCCGGCCCCGGCCCCAUGUUCCUUGUGUCUGUUGAGUUGCAUUUGUGAUCCUACAUAGUGUUCUAGUCAUGGCUUUCUUCAGAGCAGGCUCUCGGACAGAUCUGACUUAGAGUGAAUACAUGCGAUGUUGUGCCCUCAAAGAGUGCAACGGUAAAAGGUAUACACAACUUUUAUUUCAGUUAACACAUUUUAAUCUAUUAGUUAUUACUGUAUGUCGAUGCUCUUGUGUUAUGGCUCAGAUCCCCACUUUCAUGGUGUGUGUGCUGCAGACGAGGCGACACUGCUGCUGUUUCGCAGACAGGUGCCGGUUCCUGGCCAUUACUGGGAUGACGAAGCAGGAGAUGAAAAUGCUUAUCUGAGCCAUAAUUGAUGUGAUUAUUUGUGUAAACGAACACUAAUGACAGGCCAAGGAAUAUGUUUACUCCAUGUUUACAUUCCAGUAAUAAGUUGAAUGGGUUAGAAUGUGCUAUUCAUAAAUUAGGGUAUAUUCAACAGACAACCGCCACUGUGAGGGUCACAGCUUAAUGUCAAAUUAAAAUUCUUACCAAGUUGUCUGUAAAAUAGUCAGUGUCCCUGCCUGGCUUAAUUAAUAGAACUGUCAGUUAGAGGCAAUGUUGCGACGUUGUCUUGUACAAUUUCUAUUUAAUUCUAAUGACUCCUGAGACAUUUUCUAAUAUUUUAAGAAUGAAACAUUUUGCAUCCCAUGCUUACACACUCUAAUUUUUUACUGUCACUCAUUGUAUGUUUUGGAUGGUCUGAAUUGCAGCAUUCAUCAGAAUGACAGUCCAAAUAAAGGAGUUCAAUUCUU
Gadus macrocephalus (Pacific cod) is the source of this 6444-nucleotide messenger RNA. RefSeq names its product protein Smaug homolog 2. Gene Ontology annotation, biological process: regulation of mRNA stability; negative regulation of translation; nuclear-transcribed mRNA poly(A) tail shortening. The record is from RefSeq and is a predicted model, not a curated record. The transcript has 13 exons. Gene Ontology annotation, cellular component: P-body. The coding region runs from base 1125 to 3119 and encodes 664 amino acids. Lineage: Eukaryota; Metazoa; Chordata; Actinopteri; Gadiformes; Gadidae. Gene Ontology annotation, molecular function: mRNA binding; translation repressor activity; protein binding.